GUGAAAGAAAGUAGCCAGCGAGUUCGUCUCGAGGAAGAAAUGCUCUCAGCAAUGAGUGACAGUGUUGUAGAAGUGGCAUUACUAAGAGCAGAAUACGAGCGGAAACAAGAAAUAGUUCAUGCCAAACUGAAAGAGACUCAUAAGAAAGAUUUGGAAAAAGGUAAAAUAAAAAAAGAACCAGAGAGAUUUGUAUUGUUAUCGCCAAAAUAUGUUUAUUAUUUAAGGGCCUGUUUACAUGGAGGUAGGUAAUUAAAUCAAUUUAAUUUAAUUUAAUUUAUUAGCUUUGCCUUGUAAAUAAAUAAAUAUAAUACAAUUAAUGGCAGGGAGUCCGUAACCGAGCCUUGGCCAAUUACUGCGGCCCCGUGGGUUACCCUUACUAGGGUAACCCGAUCAGGUUACCCUAGUGAGCUGGUUAGUGAUUACCCUAGGCUUACUGGUUACCCUAGUAAGCUGGUUACCCUAUAGUAAGCUGGUUACCCUAGUAAGCUGGUUAUCCUAGUGGUUAUCCUAGUAAGCUGGUUAUCCUAGUAAGCUGGUUAUCCUAGUAAGCUGGUUAUCCUAGUAAGCUGGUUAUCCUAGUAAGGUGAUUACCCUAGUAAGCUGGUUAUCAUAGUAAGCUGGUUAUCAUAGUAAGCUGGUUAUUCUAGUAAGCUGGUUAUCAUAGUAAGCUGGUUAUCCUAGUAAGCUGGUUACCCUAGUAAGCUGGUUACCCUAGUAAGCUGGUUACCCUAGUAAGCUGGUUACCCUAGUCUACUGUGUUUUUUGCGCGUUGCUUUUAAUUGCACGCUAGGGUUACCCUAGGAGUAGGGCCAAUGUACGGAAAUUCAUUUCUGUCUGUAGUCUUCCCUAGUGACAGUAACACACAAAUUAAUAGCCCACAGCAUUGAAAUGCAGCAAGCAACAGCUGGCUUAACGACCACGCAUAGGUAGGGUUACCAACAUAGUCCUAGUGGUAGGUUAACCCUACCUCAUGUUAAACACUCGCUAUUUUUUUACCCUCUUGGUGGGGUAACCCUUCUGAACAACAGAACAACUUCUGCCUAACUGAGCCUUAUAAACAGACCCUAACGUUAUCUAUUUCAUGCUCUAAUGUCUAGUACGGAAACAACACAUGAAGUCGAUGGAGGACGUGAAACAUAGUUGUGACUUGAAGGUAAGUGGAAAUUUCACCAAAUUGCACUUCGAACUUCCAAACUGGAAAUGAUUUCAAUCCUUUACUUUUAAUUUGCGCCAUUUUGACGUGUUACUAUGUUACUUUGUUGCUUAAUUCUCUCUUUUCUAUUGCGCUUGGUAAUGUUUAGUUAAAACGGAUUGAAGAAACAUAUGUGGAAGAUAUUGCUCAAAUUAAUGAAAAACACAAAGAUGUUAUCGCUGAAUUGGAAUCCCAACAUUCAAAACACGUUGAUGGUAGGUCCAUUCAAUAUUGAUGGUGAAAAUUAUUAUUACUAGGAGUAGUAACCGCAGGUCAAAAGUGCGACCUGAGGACAUUACUCACACACAACACCUAGCUGACGACAAAAAAACCUGUCACCUGCAAGCAUAUAUGUUUCGCGCGAAAACAGACGAUGUCUAAUGUAACGGGUUCAUCCUCAGAUGCCAGAGACGAGGGUUUUGAUUUAUUUAUACAGUUUGAAGCACGUUUAUUUGAAAUAGGGAUGCUCUGACGAUUACUUCGUGCUUUUUUGUGAUUUUAAGAUCUCGUGGAAGAACGUCAUGCUGAAAUUGAAACGAUCAAAGCUGAUUACGAUGAACAAUUUGAAGAAAUCCAGGUAGGAGGAACAAAUAAAACGAUUUCUAGAAUUUCAUUCUGUUUUGAUUUUACUUCAAAGCUCGUAUUGAGUAGUCAAAGUUGUUGACAAGUCAUAUUUUGCAAGUCCAAGUCAAGUCGCACGUCAUUCACUCUGAGACAACUCACAAGUCAUUCUGUCUGUGACUUAGUCAACUCACAAGAAGUCACAAGUCAUUCUGUACAGUUCUUUUUACUAAACUUCGAAGUAAAACUGAGAGAAUGAGGUCAUUUGAAACGUUCAUAUAAAACGUGGAAAGCAAUAGUUUUAAACCAUGGCUGCCUCACAAGGGCGUAGUUGGUAAUUGAACCAUAGUAAAGUGUGAAAUCAAUGUAUAGUAAUUUUUGUAGAUUCCCAAAUUAACAUCAUUUGCUGGCUCUAAUCUGCUAGUAUGUCAACUCCAUCGCAUGAUGUCAGCAUAUGUUUCGGUGUCUUUGACUAUAUAGAGCUCUUGACGAAUUUUUUCAACCUACGCAUCAAAUUGAUAUUCAAACACGGGUUCAAAUAAUAUUCUAUUUCAGGAAAGUUUGUCAAAAUCGGAAAGGACUUGUAAUGAACUGGUCGAGAAAUUAAGAAUUACCGAGGAGGAGGCAAAACGGGACAUUGAACUAAGAAUCCAAGUAAGUGACCAAGUCUCAAUGGUCAUUACUGCACUCUAAAAAUACACGGGUUUAAAAUUUCCUGGUUAAUUUAACCACAGUCCUGGCUAAGUUGAUGAUCACUAAUUUAACCAGGAUUCCUGGGUAUAAUUUAACCAGGCCAUACAUGGCUGAAUUAACCAGAUUACGUCGGUGAAAUGUUAACCAAGAAUUCGUGGUUAAUAAUUCAACCAUAUUGCCUGGUUAAAUUCCAACCUCGUACCCAGGGUCUUUCCUCUUUGGGAGCUUUUAUGGAUCCUCGACCGUCGAUGUUUCGCCGGUCUUGGGUCCACAAAACAUACUGUUUCCCUCGCUCCCAGUAAAUAAGUGUUAAUUGAAGACUACUUUCCAGUCGCGCGUUUUUCAUACAUGCGUAUACGCACGGAAAAGUUGCAACAUUUUUAAAUGUUACUUAUGAAAUAACUGAUUGAAUAAAAGCAUAUAGUUUGGUGAAUGAUUUAAUGUGCAUUUAUACAAGUAAUUCAUACUAGUGUUAAAUUGAAAAAAACUUUUCCGUGUGUAUAAAAACGCGUGACUGGAACGCAGUCUUGGAACGCAGCCUUGGAACACACCAAGUGAAACACAACCUGACAAAUAUUUCAUCCAGGGCUGGGUUGGUUCUAUCCAUCCCAGUUGACCGAACUGAAAAUCGCCAGUGUUUAAGUAAAUGAUUUAAGUGGCUUUCUGUCUAUCCUAUUUUUAAAUGCAACCACAAUUUCGCAGAAGUCGAUAAUCUCCAUUUGGAGACUUGAUCGUUUGAGCCUGGACUGAGAUUUUAUCCCGGUUUGAACUGAAAUUUUAACUCAGCCCGCGCUGAAACUUGCCAUGUGAUCGCGAAACAAUUUCAGCACGUUUAACCAGGAUCAACUCCUAAUUCUCUGUGCUUCAAUACCAAAAACGAUUUUAGGAAAUCCAGUCUGUCAACUCACAGGGAGUGAGGUUAUAGAUGGCUUUUGUUUGCAAGGUGAAGUAUCUUCAAAAUUUAUUUGAAUUUCAGGAUGCGAUUGCGAAAUACAAGAGUCUUCCAGAUGAACUGGAAAGUAUGAAGUUUGUUUUAGAAAUGAAAAAUACCGAAGUAAAGAAAUUACGCAGAAGUAAUGCUGAGCUUCACCAUAAGGUAUUUCUGUUUAGAAUGCUGGUAUUGAAUUCACUGAAUGUAUUGCGUUUGGCGAUAUUUGGCUAUUACCAGAAAAAACUUUCAAUCUGUGUAACUUGGGCGUUAUCGAUGUCGUUUUCGAAUUAAAUUACUUUAAAGCCAAAAUAUCCGCCAUCUGGAAAUAUGUUUUUCAACAAGUAAUAAUUGUCCAAAAAUCUAAAUUGUGAAUUCCAUUUUUUAAAAAGCUGUAUUGACCACCUUAAAUUAUAUAUGAAUGAAGUUUGCAUGAAUGAAAUAUAUUUGGACUGUUUUUGUGAUUAACUAUUCGGCCACCUAGUUGUAUUGAAUACACCCUUCUGAAAAAGUGCUCAGUCUUUGCUAUAGAGCCUCGAUUGAUAUCUUGGCUUUGGAGCCCCUUCAGAUUAUCUAUUGUAACUGCAUGAUUUUGUAAAUAUGUCAACAAGAUAAAAAGUUCUAAACCCAAUAUCUCAAUCACGAAAACGAGGCUGUAUGACCAAGACUGAACGCUUUCCGGAAGGGUGUAUCAAGCAGGCAGGUUCAAUUUGAUAUUAUUUUUUGUUUACCAGAUUGACGAUCUCCAGCAAAUCAAGCAACGAGCUGCUUUAUUAGAACGUGAGAAAGAAUCCCUGAAUUUCGUUGUUGAAAAUAAAGUUCAUUUUGAAAGGUAGUGAAGUUUGUAUGCAUGCCUUGAAGUAGUCUUCGUUCAUGCAGUGAGCUCUAUAUAUGCCUAUAGCAAGAACUUGAGUCAUUCGGCCAAUGAGACAAGUGAAGCCAAGAUGGCGCAAAUUGACGUCCAAUUGCUCUGAAUGUCGUAAACUGUUUUUAUACCAUUUUCCCAGCUAAUUCCAGUUUUUUAAACAAGUUAUCAGUUCAUGAAACCAUAGUGUUAUUCUCUAAAUCGAUAUCAAAAUACGAAAUUUCUGCACACUCCAUGUCUAGGCCCUCUGGUAGGAAUCGAACAUGCUGGCUCUGCAAUUCUGGUACAUGCGCUAGGACCAAUUGAGUUACAGAGUCCACUUGUCGAGCUCUAACCACAAGCAAAAUCCUGAUAUUUACCCUUGCGGUUAAUCUUCAGCAAGUGGACUAUGUAGUGAAACCCUGACAGGUUAGCGAGCUGCAGGUUAGCGAGCUGCACCAGAAUCGGCAGGUUCGAUUCGAAUAAAUUGUAGUCAUCAUGUGAAUGAUUAGUGAUGAUGGCUACAUUAAUCUUUUGGAUUUUAAUAAUCUUCCUUUUUCAGACAACUUUCUUUGGAACGAGAUAAACUGCGUUUAAGUUUGGAUCGUGAAGUUGCAACGUCCAAGAGACUUUCCUUAGAAAAAGAAGAGCUAGCAUGGCGUUUAAAUUCAUUCCACAAUUCACCAACGUCACCGACCGUGAGUACAGAUCGUUUUAACUGGAGAUUGUCUGGGUUUAACAGUCCUGAUAGUGCGGUGUACUCACAGAAGAUUGAAGAGUCUGAUUUUGAAUAUCAAAUGAAUGAUACCAAGGUUAGUCAUUCUUAGCAUCACGAUAAAGAAAUGAGCCGACUCACAGUCGAGUGCAACCUGAUCAUUGCAUGGUCAAUUAUAUAUUUAUAUAUAUGGGGCUGGUUGUAUAAAAAGGUAGUUAAGGUGGCUCCCUACACUUUUUUAAAUUAAAUAUUUUCUGAUUUGGAUAUGAUUUUCUGAACAAUUAUUAUUUGUUUAAAAACAAUAGACUAGGAUAACCCUUCUGCUGGGGCCACCCAACUUCCGUGUAAACAGUCCAUUGCACAUUUAUUAAUGAAACUUUCCUUUCUAAAACAAUAGGAAAUAGAGAGUUGAUGAUUAUCAAACCUUGGACAUUUUUGAGGAGCUUUGUGUUUUUACCCAAGUUAAGUUAAAGUUCAUUUAAAAUUUGUCAACUAAACUACUUUCAAGUUUAAACCUUAAUAUUCAAAACACCUCAACAGAGGCAAUCUUUGUGCAAGGUCAAUGUUCACUUACUAACGACCUGAAAAAUAUUUGAG
Paramuricea clavata is the source of this 5530-nucleotide messenger RNA. NCBI's taxonomy places the organism in Eukaryota, Metazoa, Cnidaria, Anthozoa, Malacalcyonacea, Plexauridae. The record is from the annotation of a GenBank genome assembly.